AUGGAUGAGGAAAUGGAGGAAUGUAAUGAUGUUGAAUACACAUUCACGGCGGUUGAAAUCGACCUGGAUUACGAGUACGAUGCCGUCCGGUUCUUUGAUUUUACCCGGGACGAAUCCGCCGCCGAGGCUUAUCAAGCCGAGCUCUGGUUUGAUACCGCCGCUACUUAUCCGCCUUCCCCUUUUGUGGCAAAGUUAAUUGGUGGUCAAGAGUUGUUGGAGAAUGUAAAUACCUCCCCGAAGCCUAAACCUAAGCCUACCGAGAACACCAAUUUGUUGGGCAGCAAUGAAGCUGAAGACAUUGAGAUAGAUCAAGACUCUUAUGCUGUUGAUAGAGAUGAUGAGGGGAAGGGUUUGAACUUUAGAGGGACUUCUGGACAUCUGCAGCGGAACUAUGGACCAAAACUUCAAAACCAGCCGCAGCAAAUACCCUCAGGGUUGAAAUUCUAUGAUCACAUCACACAAGAUACUUCAAAAGCCAAAUUAAAGUCCACUGUGAAGCCUUAUAUAUCAAGGACCUCAACACUUUUGAAACCAACUGCAAGUCAAUUGGCGAAGCAAAAUAACCCUCGCCUAACGUGUUCUACAAGGUCUCAGAAGCUGUUGGUUGAUACAUUGGACAAAAUCUCAAAUAAUUCUAUAAAGGUUGAAAUUCAGCCUGCAAAGAGACAAAAGCUUGAAGGAGGUCUCUUGAAUAAGAUUGGUGAGACGAAGCAGCAAAUGAACUUUAUCCACAAGCUGCCUAAGAAGGAUGUCACCGCUGAAGUAAAUCCUUUGCCAGCAAAGUUAAGGAUUACGAUACCCAGGGAACCCGGUCUUGAAACAAUGAUUAGGGCUCAAAGAGCAAGGCAAAAUACUAGCAAGGAGAUGGAAAAGGCAGAUACAACUUUCCGUAGGUUUAAAGCUCUUCCCCUGAACAGAAAGAUUCUUGAAACUCCUUCCUUGUUGGCACCAAAAAGAAGUGUUCCUCGAGUGCCACAAUUUCAUGAAUUUCAUUUGAAGACUUCAGAGAGGGCUAUGCAGCACACUACUAAUGUUACAUUGCGCACUGCAGCUGGCAGCAGUUCUGAGAAGGAGUUACAUAAUUGUGACAGAACUUCAACAGCAGAAUGCAGAGAUGAAACAAGAUGCAAUGUGGUGGACACAUCUAAGGAUCAGAGAACGCAGUUGUCUCACAACUUUAAAGCUCUACCUCUUAAUAGGAAGGAAUUUAACUUCCAUACGGAUAAGAGGGCUCAACACAAUCCACCAGUAGAGCUUUUUAAUAAGCUUUCUAUUGCAUCUGAACACAAACAGAAGUUUGAACCUGCUACCUUCCCAGUAAAGGGUUCAAAAGAAAAUAGAUGGGAUCCUUUUCAGCAAGAAAAGCAGGUAAAACAAGAAGUAAAAGAAAAACCACCUCUGAAUGGAAGCAGGAAGGUUUCAUUUGGUGUCAAUGGGAGAAAAAAUGAUGGCGGUUUGGUGUCUGCUACCAGCAGGAGCUUGGGAGUGCGCUGA
Messenger RNA from Oldenlandia corymbosa var. corymbosa, 1494 nucleotides. The record is from the annotation of a GenBank genome assembly. Lineage: Eukaryota; Viridiplantae; Streptophyta; Magnoliopsida; Gentianales; Rubiaceae.